Molecule: messenger RNA, 443 nt
Organism: Eutrema salsugineum
Lineage: Eukaryota; Viridiplantae; Streptophyta; Magnoliopsida; Brassicales; Brassicaceae
Exons: 1
Coding region: 21-365 (114 amino acids)
Source: RefSeq, a predicted model, not a curated record
AAACUAAUCGGAAAAUCAACAUGACACGUCGUGCAAGUUAUAUUAACAUAGGAACAGAAGAUAAGAAGCAAGAAGCAAACGAACCUAAACACGAUGGUGAGGGAGGUAGUGAAGAACCCGGCGAGGAGGAUGACCUGUUCGAGAUAAACCUGGAUGCCGUGAAUGAUACGACGUCGUCUCCGCCGUCGUAUGAUUGGCAGAGAUUCCCGGCGAGGACAGGCAGCGUUUUACUGGCGAACUGUCUGUUACCAGCUGCUGACAUCUCUUGUGCCGUGCCUGCAACGUCAAGGGCUUGGAGUGAUUUGGUUUCGUUUAGAAUGUUUCUCUAUGUUGAAAAUAUAGGGAUUGAGAGUAAAGAAGCUUAAUUAUUUUUGAAUAAGAAUAUACUGAUGAUAUUUAUCUUGUAGUACUUAGAAUUGUAUUUGUUAGGAGAGUUUAUGGAU